CUCAGUCAUCAGUUGAUUUCCACACACUGAUGUUGUGCAUUAAUAAUCUGCAGAUGUGUAAAGAUCUUCCUAACACUAAGAGCUGUUUAGGGUGAUGUACAUUUACUGUUGAUGAGUGUAGAAGUGAUGAUUAAUGCUGGAUUCUAGAUAGAUUUGAUGCUGAUGUGGCUCAGAAUGGCUCCUGCUCUUCAUCUGAUCUUUCUGCUCAUCAUUCACAGAGUUUCUAGUGCUGAUUGGGGUGUGAAUUACAGUCCUACACAAAUCUGUGCACUAAAUAACUCAACAAUGACAAUCAGAUGUAAAUAUACAUACCCACCUAGAGGAUAUCAGAUCAUGGAAGCGUACUGGUCUAAAGACCCUACAGAUUGGCAAAACCUUCCAGAUCUGUCUAAAAACUCUGAAUACAGUCAGAGGCUUCAGUAUCUGGGAGAUAAACAGCAGAACUGCACCGUCAGACUGAGUCAUGUUACAAAAAAUGAUGAAGGCCAGUAUUAUUUCAGAUUCAUUAGUAAUGUAUCUUCAGGGAGAUUUACUGGCCCUUCAGGAGUGCGUCUCUCUGUCACAGAUCUUCAGCUGGAGUCUCCUGAGAGAGUGAAAGAGGGAGAUUCAGUCAAUCUGACAUGUAAAAGCAGCUGUAAACUGACUGACACACCAACAUUCAUCUGGUACAGAAACUCACACACAUUGACUAAUAUUGGAGAUGAACUCAACAUCAGGUCAGUCAGUAGAACAGAAGCAGGCAACUACAGAUGUGGUGUGCAGGGACAAACGUACAUCUCUCCUGCUGUUUAUCUCAAUGUCACAUAUGCUCCAGAUACUCCUGUGAUCUCUAAUAGAUCUGCAGUAAUAAUGGAGGGAGAUUCAGUGACUCUGAACUGCAGCAGUGACUCAAACCCUCCUGCAGAAAUCAGCUGGUUUAAAGGGAAUAAAUCUUUGAAUUCUGGAAGAAUCUUCAACAUCUCCAAGAUCAGCUCUGAUGACAGUGGAGAAUACAAGUGUGGAGCCAAAAAUGUACAUGGAGAGAAAUACUCUGAUCCUGUGACUUUAGAUGUCCAGUAUCCUCCCAGAAACGUCUCAGUGUCCGUCACUGAUUCUGGUCAGCUUUUUUCUGAUUUAGUGAGUCUGAUGUGCAUCAGUGACUCAAACCCUCCUGCUCUGAACUUCAGCUGGUUUAAGGAGAAUCAAAGCUCAGCUGUUGGAUCUGGACAGAGUUUCAGUGCAGUACAGAGUGGACGCUUCUACUGUGAGGCUCACAAUCCACAUGGAGCUCAGAGAUCAGACGCCGUCACUGUCACUGUUCAACAACAUGCUGAGAGAAACAUCAUCACAGUGACAUCUGUAGGAUUAUUAUUCAUCUUCAUCGUCGUUGUCAUCAUCGGCCUGUUUAUAAUAAAGAAACAAAGGAGUGUUAAAUCUGAAGGUCUCACAGUGAUGCAGAAUGAUCUGUAUUCUGAUGUGUCACAGAAAGUUCAAGCCCACGACAAUCCAGUUUGUAACCCUGGAUUAGCCGAUGAAUCUCCUUAUGAAACUAUGAAUCCCAGAAUAAGUGCUGAAUGCAGAGAUGCUGAGGAGAUCCAGUACGCCACUGUCCAAUACCACAAAAACACACCGAUGAAGAGAGAGGAAGAAGAGGAGCGUCAGUCUGACAGCAUACCAGUUCAGCAGCCUGAUCAAGACCACAGGCAGGAAACUGUGGAAACUGUGGAGGAGUCUGUGAUUUACAGCAUGCUCAAAUGAGUGAAAGCCUGUCCAUGGGAAAUUAAUGAAUAAUUUUGUGUUUCAGCCCCACAUUGAGGCUUUUAAGAGAAUCCACUGUGUUUCAGAUCAGUUUAAUGAUGCUUGUUGAAUUGGUGUUAUUGUCAUGCUUGUUUGAGUGUAAUCUGUUAAAAGUUGUCUGUCGUUUGUUUGCUUUUCAGUGUUUUCAGUAUAAGUUUGAGAUGAAGCUUAAAAACCAAAACAACUGUGAGGAUGAGAGAGAAAUAAAAUCACAUUCUGAUUAUGCUUUUAAUUGGCCUUUGCUAUCUUUAUGCAGCUGAAAAGUCAUUUACUAUUUGUUAUGUAAA
This is a messenger RNA of Danio aesculapii, 2063 nucleotides long. Its product is annotated as B-cell receptor CD22-like. The transcript is spliced from 9 exons. The record is from RefSeq and is a predicted model, not a curated record. NCBI's taxonomy places the organism in Eukaryota, Metazoa, Chordata, Actinopteri, Cypriniformes, Danionidae. The coding region runs from base 157 to 1737 and encodes 526 amino acids.